Messenger RNA from Lasiodiplodia theobromae, 1566 nucleotides. RefSeq names its product Cytochrome p450 protein. Gene Ontology annotation, molecular function: iron ion binding; oxidoreductase activity, acting on paired donors, with incorporation or reduction of molecular oxygen; heme binding. The record is from RefSeq and is a predicted model, not a curated record. The transcript is spliced from 4 exons. NCBI's taxonomy places the organism in Eukaryota, Fungi, Ascomycota, Dothideomycetes, Botryosphaeriales, Botryosphaeriaceae. Bases 1 to 1566 code for a protein of 521 amino acids.
AUGGGCACAGAGACUAAGUACUGGCUCUUUGAGUCGGUGUCUCCAAAAGACAUUCCUUGGGUUCUCUUGUCAGUUGUUGCCGGCUUCAUCGUCCUCAACAUUGUAACCUCUGUCAUCUACAACCUCUACUUCCACCCGCUCGCCAAAUACCCAGGCCCUGCAUACGCAGCCGCCACGAGCCUCUCGUACUGGGCCGUCUCCAUCACAGGCGACCUGCUACCAUGGAUCCAGCGCAUCCACGCGCAGCACCCAAAUUCCCCCGUCGUGCGCCUCGGCCCCAACAAGCUCAGCUUCAUCACCCCACAAGCAUGGCGCGACAUCUACGGCGCGGGCUCCACCACGGCCGCCGGCAAGUCGAACCCCAAGGACCGCAUGCACUACAUCGAGGAAAAAUACGGCAUCCUGGCCAUCCACGACGACGAGCGGCACGCGCGCGUGCGCCGCAUCUUCGCGCCCGCCUUCUCCGACCGUGCGCUGCGCCGGCAGGAGGCCAUGAUCGUCGGGUACGCGGACAUGCUUGUGACAGCCAUCGCGCGGGCUUCGUCGUCGUCGUCGUCGUCCAAAGAAGAAGAAAAGGAGAGCAGCCUGGCCCAACCAGCCGUCGACAUGUGCAAGCUCUGGACGUGCGCGACCUUCGACAUCAUGGGCAAGCUGACGUUCGGCGAGCCGCUGGGCAUGCUCGAGGCGGGCGAGUUCACGCCGUGGGUGCGCGCCGUGUUUGCCUGGAACAAGGCCAUCGACCUGUCGCGCCUGACGCUCGAGUACCCCGUCCUCGACUGGCUGGCCAAGCGCCUCACGCCGCCCAGCCUCGUCGAGAUGGAGCGUAUGCACCAUGCUCACAGUGCCGACCGGGUCGAUCGCCGCCUUGAGCAGGGCAGCGACGAGCCGGAUAUCUGGAAUCUGAUACUUAGUGCAGAGGAGAAAGGGAAUGGGGGUUUGGACAAGAAGGAUAUGUAUAUCAAUGCCGGCGUAUUCAUGAUUGCGGGGACGGAGACGACGGCGACGCUGUUGAGUGGGUUGACGUGGUUGUUGUGCAAGAAUCCGGAGAAGAUGGCGAAGCUGUGCGCGGAGUUGAGGGGGAGGUUUGCGAAUGGCGAGCAGGUGACCGCUGAGGCAUUGGCGAGGCUGCCGUACUUGAAUGCGUGCUUGGAGGAAGGGUUGAGGUUGUACCCACCGUUGCCGAUUGGGCCAGCGAGGGAGGUGUGCGAGGGUGGCAACGUUAUCUGCGGGGAAUGGAUUCCGGGGAAGACUCGUGUGUCGGUGGCUCAAUAUGCCGCUUACCGCUCUCCACUUCACUUCAAGGAUCCGGACUCGUUUAUUCCUGAGCGCUGGUUGCCGGGGACCGGCCAUGAUGACGAGAAUAGGGAUAUCCUACAGCCCUUUUCGCUUGGGCCACGGAAUUGCAUCGGCAAGAAUCUUGCGUAUUACGAGAUGCGUGUCCUCACGGCAAAGGUUCUUUUGAACUUUGACCUUAAGCUCUGCCCGCAGAGUGCUGAAUGGAUGAAUCAGAAGAGCUAUACGCUAUGGGAGAAACAUCCUCUUUGGAUAACGGCAACUCCUGUGUAG